Molecule: messenger RNA, 759 nt
Organism: Racocetra fulgida
Lineage: Eukaryota; Fungi; Glomeromycota; Glomeromycetes; Diversisporales; Gigasporaceae
Source: the annotation of a GenBank genome assembly
AUGCCAAUAACAAACCCCACGGAAUAUGCCCGAUUAUCAAAGACCAUAUCCCGAGCCAAAAAAUCCGGAAAAGAUAUCAGCCAAUUAUUAACCCAAAGGCAAAGUUUAAUUAGUGUUGAAGCACCAAAAAACAGAACACCAAAAAAACUUAAAACCAAAUCCCGCACGGAAAUUAAUCGCAACUAUUACCAAAAGAACAAAGAAUUUUUACAAGAGCAAGCGAUAAUUAACAAAGAGAAAAGACAAGAACGGGAGGAAGAAAAGCACGAGGAAGAUAUAAAAGAAUUAGCCGCAAAAUUUUACGGAGCCAACAGCAUUAAAGUUUUAAUGUCUUUUAAAGAAUACAUCGCAUUAAAGAAAGGGCAAAAUGGUUUGACUUAUUUUUACGAUUGCCAAAAUCAGCAAGCCCAGAGCCAAGAAAAAAUUAUCGAAAUCGCUAAAUAUCACGAGGAACGAGGCAAGAUUAAAUACCACGAGGAGGCUAAAUCAGAAGAAAGAGAGGAAGUAAUGAGCGAUUGCGGCAAUUGCUAUGAAUAUAAAAAAGUUAGCGUGGAUAGUGAAGCCGUAAGAAAAAGUGUCGCCAAGUUGCGAAACAAACAAGGUAUUAGUAAAAAGUCUGUAAUACCCGAAAUUGUAAAACCGAAAAACCGGAUGCCAGCCGAAAAAAUUAGUAAUCAGACAAUAAACGAAAUUUUGGCUAAAAUCAAACAAUUAAGCGAGCAACAAAAAAUUUUUUACCAGCAAUUAAUAAACAGCCAA